UCACAGAAAGCUCCAUGCAGUAAAUAGUCGUCGGAGCAUUGCUCCGUUGGAGGUACGCUAGCCUUAAUUAUUUCGUUCUUUACUCAUGUUCCGACGGCUUUACCAGAACUUCUAAAUCAACAUUAUCGAUUUUAAAAAGUCAUGGCGACUUUAGGGAAUAUGCAAAGGAAUCGGAAAGGAAUACGAUUUGUACGUGACAUUCCGCCCAUUGCGUACCAGAAGUUGUGUAGGCUGCUAGAUGUCGUGGAGUCGAGUGAGAUGAACUGGAAAAGGCUGGCUGCUAUUCUUGGCUUUCAUAAUGAUGAAAUUGAUGGAUUAACGUUGGAAUCUUAUCGUCCUAAUGGCAGCCCAACACAUAUGAUGUUACGUACUUGGGACUACAUGAACCACACAAUCCUUGAACUCUACAACAGUCUUUAUGAAAUGAAGCAUGGCAGAGCUAUGAGUAUUAUCAUGGAUUAUGUUGAUGAGAAGGAGCAUUAUAAGAUUGAGUUGUGUCGUGGGAUUGUGCCAAAACCUUGCGAAAAAUAUCCACAAGAUAGGCAAAGCAUACAUUUUCUCCCAGAUAUGGAUCCAUCACAACUGCCAGGCCCUCCAUUGCCUCAGAUGCCAAAUGCAAAUCCGUACCCUAAUCAUGGUUACUAUGACCCCAAUCCUCAUAGGCCAGUGGAACACGCAUGGAAUGGCACACGUUAUGCUCAGACUGGUGGGGAAAUUCCUGCCCCCAAUGGCAUGUACUACUCAAAACCUGCUGAUGCACAUUGCAUGUAUCCAAACAUGGAUACUCAGUGUAACAAGGAUUUAAUGUCCCCAGAAUUUGAUUCCCGCUUCAACCGCCAUGUCACCUCAUCUGACAACCAGAGUACUUCGUCAACACCUACAACAUUGAAAGCAUUAAAUUAUCUGAAUAGUUUCCGAUAUGAUAAAAUCGCUUAUGCAACGGAAAACUUCAGCGACAAGUAUAAGCGUGGAGAAGGUGCUUUUGGCACCGUUUACUAUGCCACGAUAGAUUUAUCUGAUUUUGCCGUCAAGAAAAUGAAGAAAUCUGAAAUGGGAUAUGAUGCAGAGAAGUUUGCAAGUGCAGAUCAAUUGAAAGAAAUACCAGCUUUGGUCAGGUAUAGACACCAAAACAUUGUUCCACUGCUAGGCUACUCAAUAGAUGGACCAUCACUCUGUCUCCUCUAUGAGUACUGUGAACAUGGGUCCUUGGAAGAUAACCUCCAGGGCAGGGAUGGACGUAAGCCUCUUGAUUGGGCUACAAGGCAUAGCAUUGUGCUAGGAGCAGCUAUUGGACUCAACUUUCUGCACUCUGCUCAACCUCAAAAACCACUCAUUCAUGGAGACAUCAAAAGUGCAAAUAUUUUGCUUGGUAAAGACUUUGUCCCAAAGAUUGGAGACUUCGGUUUAGCUCGCCAUGGCCCAACUGGUGGAAAGCUGUACACUAUAAUGAAAACGUCAGAGGCCCACGGUACGCUGCCAUAUUUGCCUGCUGAAUACAGACGCAAUCGCAAGCUAUCUACUAAAGUUGAUGUAUAUAGUUUUGGCGUGGUUCUUUUGGAAGUGUUAACAGGACAGAGAGCAUUCGAUGACAAGAGAGAGCCACGUGGACACCAGCUUUUGACUGAGCUUGUUUACUAUACAAAGGAUCACAACACCGCAUUAGAAGACAUAAUUGAGAAGUUGAGAGACCCAAAGUGUGCAAAUUGGCCGUGGGAUCUAGCGGGAGAUCUCCUAGAAAUCGCCUUUAGAUGCAUCGCUGACAAAUUUCAGAAACGUCCAGAGAUGAUUAAAGUUGCAGAUGACUUGUAUAAUUUGAAUGAGAAGUGUAGACGUAGGAUGGCACUGAAACCUACAGAAGGACAAAAUGGUUUGUUUGGAGCCCAAAUGAUGCAAUCACCAAUGAAUAGUAUUUGUGGGAGUGUUUGCACUAUCAAGCCGGCCUUGACUCAAAAUGAGGUGACAGGCUCCACAAACGGUCAAGUGCAGGAGAGCGUAAACGAGAUGAAAACCGAGUGCAAUGAGUCUCUCUCGGAGUCACAGAAAUUACGAGGGAAACUGGAAGGUCUCCACAUUGGAAUGCAUAAUAACUCUCAGAUGUUCACAAAUUCCGGCAACAGAGUUGACACACACGAAAUAAGCAUGUGGCAUAAAUACGGCCCGUGCGAAUCCAGCGACAGCAGUCUAAACACAUCCAAGAUGUACUCCAACGGAUACUCCACAGAGGCAACUCCCAAUUCUUCCGUUAGAACACCAUCAUCUGUGCCCACCAGUCAUUUAUACGACUCCUCUAUGCCAACGACUGGCAGCAGCUUUGACCAGGCCCAAAGCAUUGACAAAAAUGUCCGUACACAGAACAAUCAGAAUCCAUGUCAUAGAGUUCCGCAUCAAGGUGGUUGUUCUCCUGUUGGAAUGCUUCAGUCUGGCGAUCAGAAUUUUCAGCGUCCGCAAUUUCCUCUUGCACAAGAGAACUACAAAAGUGCUGAGGUACAGUACACAAACCACAAUAAACCACAAUCUGAUCUAUCUUCAAAUCCCAGCUGUCAAAACGAUGCUCUCUAUCAGGAACCAAAUUGUUUGAAGACGCCGGAGUCCUGCCACUCCGUCAAUCCUUUUGCAACUCCAGAAAUUGAUGGUAAUUUAAUUCCAGAUCCUUCUCUUGUGGCCUCACCACAAUUUCUUUCUCAUCAUUUUGCAUCACCGCCACCAGGAAAUUUUUACUUACAAAAUGUCCAACUGUCAAUGAAUACAUCGCAAAAUGAGAAGAUAAACUGUGCUGGAGCAGACUUCACCAGCAAGUCUGUUGUUCUUCCAACUUCCUCUGGAGGUGAUGAGCAGCAACCUGAUUCUGUACCAGACUCAAGGGAUGCCUAAUCAUGUUAACAAAUUUCUUUCUCAUCAUUUUGUUUCAUCAAUGGAGAACACAUACGAAACUUCCAGCAGUUGAUGAAUAUAUUGCAAAAUAAAAGGAUGGAGCAGCAAAAAUGAUGUAGGCAACGUGAUUCUAUAAAAGAUUCAAGGAAUGCUAUGCAGAUUCCUUUAUAGUUAUAAGCAGGCAUUUAAUAAUAAGAAAGAGUAAUUUGUAAAUAAAAGAUAAUUUAAUUGACAAGUAAAAGGUUUUACCUUUUCAAAAGCAAGAUCCAAUCUAUUUCUGUAUAAUUCUAUAGUUAAUUAUUAUUAAUUAUUCUAGCCAAUUAGUAACAUAACAUUUUGAUAUGCAGUAGCCCGAAUUAUCCAAUUUCAUAUCAUAAUUUAUUUAUGAAAAUAUGGACCAGAUCUGAUUAUAACAGUUGAAAAUAUUGUCAAUUACUAUAAAUAUCAUCUAAUUACAAUAGAAAGAGGUUAUUUCAGGACUGAUGGGAUCAUUCACUAAAAUGUAUUUCAUAAAUGGGUGUACACAUAUCUUUGGGAAAGUGUUAAACAGCGGUAAGGUGUCGGGCUUCCAACUGACAGGUUGCAAGUUCGAUUGUAAUGCUAAGCACACUGUUAUUUCUGGCGAGACUAUCUAUAUGUUCAUUUCUUUCCACCAGGUUACAUAUUUUUAAAGCUUGCUUUCCAUACAAUUGCUACACUCUAUUGCUGACAGCUUUCGAUGCUGAUUGGUCGGUCAAAUCGGGGAGCUUCUCAAUUGCAUCGAGGACGGCUACGCAGUUACUGCCGUGAUUCGGAAGAACGCAUUAUAAGCCAAAAUCAUAAUUUUAAGAUAUUGAACAAAACGCGUUUCUUGUUAGCCUUUUGUUAUGGAAAUGAAUUAUAUUGAAUUUUUUGUGUAAAUGUACUAACUACUAACAGAAAAACAUACUGAAAUACUUUUUUUUAUAUUUUUUUUUCUAUAACCCAAUCAAAAUGGACAUAAUGCGCUUUUCCAAAUUAAAACAAAAGCCAAUGAAGCAUGAAAAAUCUGAUGUUAGGCAUUAUAUCCAGUUUUGCCAGCAGAAUGCAUGCAUUAUUCUUUACUUAAGGACCAAUGAAAAAUAACAAAUUAUAGUGAAUUUUUACUAGGACUUUAGAGGUUUAAAUUCAAUUAUGUUUAAAUAACUUAAAACAAAACAAAAUUGAAAGUUUCUUAAAGGUU
Anneissia japonica is the source of this 4072-nucleotide messenger RNA. RefSeq names its product serine/threonine-protein kinase pelle-like. Bases 142 to 2871 code for a protein of 909 amino acids. Gene Ontology annotation, molecular function: protein binding; ATP binding; protein kinase activity. Gene Ontology annotation, cellular component: plasma membrane. The transcript has 13 exons. Lineage: Eukaryota; Metazoa; Echinodermata; Crinoidea; Comatulida; Comatulidae. The record is from RefSeq and is a predicted model, not a curated record. Gene Ontology annotation, biological process: signal transduction; protein phosphorylation.